UGUGGACAUCAGUAUACAUAAGUAGCACAUACAUGCAUACAUCUAUACAAAAAACAGAGAGCUCUCUCUCUUUGUGUGAAUAUAUUUGUUUGCUUUUUGAGACAAAAAGAUGACAAAGAGUUUUGUAGUGAAAGCCACACUGUAAACCAGUUUUUCACUUUCCAUGACUUUUGAUUGAUUCUUAGGGUUUUCUUCUUCUUUUUUUCCCUUGUUGUGUUUCUGUCUGGUGAAUUGUGAGGUGGGGUGCUGUUAUUUUAUUCUUGGUGUUGGAGAAACAGUGUAAAGGUGGAAUCUUUUGAUCUUUUGGAGCAAAAUUACUGAGUUUCUUGAUUUUGGAGAAAAAAAGUUGGGAUUUUUGGGCUGAUUUUGAACUCGAAGUGAGUCAAGAUUACUUGUGACCUUAAUAAUUUUGGUGGAACAGGGGAUUUUUUUGUGUUUUAAUGGAUGAUUAGGAGGGAAUUUCCUGUUUUGAAGUGGUCAAAUUGAAGAAAAUGAGGAGUUUUGGGUUCAAUUUAGUCAAGUUGUUUUAAAUUAUGUGGUAGUUCAACACCCUUUCUUGAGUUUUAGAGGCCUGAAACUUUCAAGAAAAUUUGACUUUUUUGGGACUUGAAUUUUGAGAUGCUUUUGCAGAGAGAGAGAGAGAGAGAGAGAGAGAGAGAGAGAGAGAGAGAGAGAGAGAGAGAGAGAGAGUACUAUGUACUUAUAAUUGGUAUCUCUGGAGAUAAAUUUCUUUGUUGAACAGAUAUAGAAAGCAUUUUUUCCAUUGCAAGUGUGGUCAUCCUAAUGGGGAAAUAAGUAGUAUUUAUGAGUUAAGGAGUUGGUUUUGAAUUGAUUGUCAUAUCUGUAAAAUUCUGUUGAAAUCAAGAUGAUUACUUUUAUGGAUCCAAAGGACAAAGUGAAGGAAAUAGAUAAGUGCUUAGAUUCUCAACUAUGGCAUGCUUGUGCUGGUAGUAUGGUACAAAUGCCCCCAAUUAGUUCAAAAGUGUUUUACUUUCCUCAAGGACACUCGGAGCACGCCUGUGGAAAUGUCGAUUUUAGGAGCUCCAACAUUAGGAUUCCAUCUUAUGUUCCGUGUAAAGUCUCGGCUAUUAAAUAUAUGGCAGAUCCUGAGACUGAUGAGGUUUUCGCCAAAAUUAGGCUGAUUCCUGUUAGUAGGAGUGAAGUUGAAUUUGAUGAUGAUGGGGUUGUUGGGAUGAACGGUUCGGAUAACCAAGAUAAACCUACUUCAUUUGCAAAGACAUUGACACAAUCUGAUGCAAAUAAUGGUGGAGGUUUUUCUGUUCCGAGGUAUUGUGCAGAAACGAUCUUUCCUCGUUUGGACUACUCUGCGGAUCCUCCUGUUCAGACCAUCCUUGCUAAGGAUGUUCACGGGGAGACGUGGAAAUUCAGACAUAUUUACAGGGGUACACCAAGGCGCCAUCUUUUAACAACAGGAUGGAGUACUUUUGUGAACCAUAAAAAGCUUGUUGCUGGCGAUUCCAUUGUGUUCUUGAGAGCUGAAAACGGAGACCUUUGUGUAGGCAUUAGGCGGGCAAAGAGGGGAAUUGGAGGUGGACCUGAGACUUCUUCUGGCUGGAAUCCGGCUGGUGGGAAUUGUAUGGUACCGUAUGGAGGGUUUUCCAGUUUUCUCAGGGAAGACGAGAAUAAAUUAAUGAGAAAUGGGGGGAAUGGAAACAGUAGUGGGAAUUUGAUGAACAGGGGAAAGGUGAAGGCAGAAUCAGUCAUUGAAGCUGCAAGUUUUGCAGCCAGUGGACAGCCAUUUGAGGUGAUCUACUACCCUCGUGCGAGCACUCCAGAAUUCUGCAUUAAGGCCUCACUUGUGAAGUCUGCGUUGCAGAUCCGUUGGUGCUCGGGGAUGAGGUUCAAGAUGCCUUUCGAAACUGAAGAUUCUUCAAGGAUAAGCUGGUUCAUGGGAACUAUAUCUUCAGUUCAGGUUGCCGAUCCUAUGCGAUGGCCAGAUUCACCGUGGAGGCUUCUUCAGGUGACGUGGGACGAACCUGAUCUGCUUCAAAAUGUGAAACGUGUCAGCCCAUGGCUUGUGGAGUUAGUCUCGAACAUGCCUACCAUUCAUCUUUCUCCCUUCUCACCCCCACGGAAAAAACUAAGAUUACCUCAACAUCCAGAUUUUCCUCUUGAUGGCCACCACCUUCCUAUGCCGGCUUUCUCCGGCAACCACCUCCUAGGGCCUAGUAGCCCCUUUGGUUGUCUUCCCGACAACACCCCUGCUGGCAUGCAGGGAGCCAGGCAUGCUCAAUAUGGUUUAUCAUUAUCAGAUAUCCACCUCAAUAAGUUGCAUUCUAGUUUGUUUCCUGUUGGUUUUCCGCCACUUGAUCAGGCUGCAGCACACCCUAGACCCCCGAAUAGUCCAAUGAUUCGCAAGCCAUGCAACAGCGAGAAUAUUUCUUGCUUGCUAACCAUGGGAAAUUCUACUCAGGACACUACGAAGAAAUCUGAUAUUGGGAAAGCACCACAACUCGUGCUUUUCGGUCAACCUAUACUUACUGAGCAGCAGAUCUCUCUUAGCUGCUCGGGAGAUACUGUUUCUACUGUUCGUACAGGGAAUAGUUCCUCGGACGGGAAUGCAGAUAAAAUAGGUAAUGUUUCUGAUGGCUCAGGUUCUGCUCUUAAUCAACGUGGUCUAACGGAAAGCUCACCACGUGACACAUUUCAGUCCGAACCAAAUACUGAGAUUGGACACUGCAAGGUUUUUAUGGAAUCAGAAGAUGUAGGUCGCACUCUGGAUCUUUCAUCGAUAGGAUCUUAUGAGGAGUUAUGCAGGAAAUUGGCAAAUAUGUUUGGCAUUGAAAACUCAGAGAUUCUUAGUCAUGUGCUUUACCGAGAUAUCACUGGCACGGUCAAGCAACUUGGUGACGAACCAUAUAGCGACUUCAUCAGAACAGCACGAAGGUUAACAAUUCUAACUGAUUCAAGCAGCGAUAAUGUUGGACUCAGGGAGUAGAGAUAAUAAGGAAAUCUCCACUUUCCUUUCGAGCUGUACAGCUGGAUGAUCGAGUCCUCUGUUCCUAACAUUUUAACGAUUUCGGACAUGCUAAAGAAGAUAUUUACCAAGUUCAAGAGUGGAAGUUUGCGGAGCAAACUUUUAAGUUCGAACGCCCUUUUUCUCAAGGACAGUAUGUUUACUUUCUAGGUUUCUUGGAAUUGUUUCUGAGUUUUGUUCAGACAAUACCUACAAAGAACAAGAUGGACUUGCUUUUUGUAGGCUUUGUCUGCUAAUUUUAGAAUUUGUUAAUGGAAAGCCUUCUAAGAAGGCUAAGUAAUGCUACUUCUAGUUUUUUGUUUACUUUGUACAAGGAAAAAUCUGUUCUUUUUUCUAUCUAUUGCAUACAGUUAAAAACUUGAGAAACUGUAAACUUAGUUUGCUUAGGCUGCUUAUAUCAUAAGCCUUGGGGUGCGGCCCUUACUCGGA
Nicotiana attenuata is the source of this 3427-nucleotide messenger RNA. Its product is annotated as auxin response factor 18-like. Gene Ontology annotation, cellular component: nucleus. NCBI's taxonomy places the organism in Eukaryota, Viridiplantae, Streptophyta, Magnoliopsida, Solanales, Solanaceae. The transcript has 4 exons. The record is from RefSeq and is a predicted model, not a curated record. Gene Ontology annotation, molecular function: protein binding; DNA binding. The coding region runs from base 866 to 2959 and encodes 697 amino acids. Gene Ontology annotation, biological process: response to hormone; regulation of DNA-templated transcription.